Messenger RNA from Danaus plexippus (monarch butterfly), 7334 nucleotides. It is a transcript of the gene Root, whose product is annotated as rootletin. The transcript is spliced from 36 exons. Lineage: Eukaryota; Metazoa; Arthropoda; Insecta; Lepidoptera; Nymphalidae. Bases 21 to 5666 code for a protein of 1881 amino acids. The record is from RefSeq and is a predicted model, not a curated record.
CUCCGGACGGCACUGCGGAAAUGGAUUCGCCAUUGAGCGUCGGAGGCAGCGACCUUCGUCGUCAGAAUGAAGAGUUGCGGGCCCGCCUUGCCGGGGAGAGCGCUGACCACAAGCGACGGCUUGAGACUUAUAGAAGAGCUCAGCAAGGACAGGCAGCUUUAGUGUCUCGACUACAGGCUAAGGUUCUGCAAUACAAGCAAAGAUGUGCAGAACUCGAAAGUCAGAUGUUGGAGACGCCGCGCAGCGAUCCUCAGGCGAGUUACCGGUCUGCAAACGCACUACCAGCAGCCCCGGUCGAGCGCAAAGAGGAGAGGAUCGCGGACCUGGACACCGCGCUCAGGAAGAUCGAAGAAGAGAAACACAAAUGUGAGAAAUUGGUUUCUCAGAACAAUUUACUCAGGGAGCAGCUAGAGGAAUCCCACCAGCUCAACGAGGCUCUCACUAACGAUCUCCAGAAACUGACCAACGACUGGGAAACACUCCGGGAUGAGAUGGCUAUCAAGGAAGACGAGUGGAAGGAUGAAGAGCAGGCCUUCAAUGAUUACUACUCGAGUGAGCACAAUCGUCUUCUCAAUUUAUGGCGUGAGGUGGUGUCCGUGAAGCGUUUCUUCUCGGAGACUCAGAGCAACACCGAACGAGAACUCUUCAAAGUCAAGAGUGACAUAGACUCGGCCGCCAGAGAACUCGUCGGUACCUUGAGCGGUUUUGCUAUCACCGCUUAUGCUCAAGGAGCUAAACUGGAGCCCCUUCAGACCCAGCUACCACAACCCUCUUCACCUUCACCGCUGGAGAAUCUCCGUGUGGAGCUGCAUACCGCAACCUCACAGAGAGAUGCUGCACAGUCGGAGUUAAGAGAGAGAGAUUCCCGGAUACAGAGACUGCUGGAAGACCUGCAAGCUUUGGAGGAUCGCUGUGAGGCUCUCUCCAGUGCUGAUGAAGAGGUCCGCGUUCUGCGAGCCGCCCUCGAGGACGUGGCCAGGGCGCUCAUACAGGACUCGGACGAGAGAGGCGGAGUCGCAGAACAUCAUCGUCCCCGGUCCCCCGGCCGAGCCUCCGGAUGCAGCACGUUGUUCGCUGAGAGCGCCGUCAGCGCCCUGCACGCCGCGCUCAACAAAUACCAAAUACAGAUCCAUGACUUACAGGUUCGUCUCCAAAACGCCCGCGAGCAACUGUCGGCGUGUCGGAAAAGCUGCGAGGUCGGGGACACCACCAACUCGACCCUGGAGAAAAAAGUUCAGGACUUACAAGAGAAACUGGACCAAUCCAACUCGGAUCUAAACCAGCUGGUCCAGGAGAAGGAGUCCAUGCUGAAGACCAUCGAGGCUCUGAGAGCUGAUAAGAAUAACCUCGAAAGGAAUCGACUUGAAAUUAAUUCCAUGGUCGAAUCUCUCACAUCUGAUUACGAGAAACUCCAGAAGAUGAACACUCGCUUGGAGAAGAAUAUAGAAGUACUGUUGAAUGAGAAGAGGGAUUUGAAUUGUGAAGUGGAUCGCUUACAUAGAGAGGGAGCCAGCAGGGAGGCUGUGUUACGUGCUGAAGAGGAGCGCUCGGGUCGCCUCAGAUCUGAGCUGGUAUCUGUCCGUGAAGACCUGCACAAGGAGGCGCUGGCGAGGGAGCUGCUGGAACAGCAGAAGAUCGAGGGGGACGGACUGCUGCAACAGCUGGAGAAACAUAGGAGUGAGCUGGAGAUAGAAUUGGAGAGAACUCUGUUAGAGCGCAGUGACCUGCAGGACCUCACAGAGAAGUUGCAGACGAUUGUUAGAAGCCUGGAAGAUGAUAAGAAGAAACUUUUAGAAGAUCUCAAACAGAUGGAGACAGACAAGUCAUCUCUUCUAAAUCAAUCGUCAGAACAACAGAGCGACAUGAACUCUCUGCGCAAGGAGUUGCUGGCGGCUGAACAGAAUCGGAUGGAGGUGGAGGCUGAUAAAGCGAGUUUGCAGGAAAAGAUAAAGUUCCUGGAGGGAGAGAGAGAGAAAGUAGAGAUAGAAUUGAGACAGGUGAUGAGAGAACGCGGGGAACUGAGCUCGCAGCUGACGAGUAUGUCACGCAAGAAGGAGUCUCUCAAUGAGGAGAUGAUGAGACUCCAACAACGGCUGGAACAGGCGGGAGAGACCAUCGGCCGACUGAACAGGACUCUGGAUGACAGGGUCAAGAACGGGGAGGAGAAACAGAUUCUGAUCGACAGUUUAGACAAGGACAGGCAACACCUGCAGGAGCAGCUGGCUGGAGCUCGCUCGGAGAAGGACGCGCUGGAGGCAGCGCUGUUCGAGGCCAGCACAGCGCUGGAAGACGCCGACACGAGGAGAGAAGCCCUCACCGCUGCUAUGAACGAACAAGCGCUCCUCGUCGAGAACUAUAAAGGUCAAAUAGCCCGUCUAUCUAAAGACCUGGAAAAUAGCGAGAAGAAGCUUCGAGAAACACGUAACAGUAUGACGCAGUCCUCGGGGAAGAAGGAGGCGGAGUAUCAGACGGUCAUAGCCAACCUCAACAAGACCACCACAGACAACAUCACCAAACUCAAAGAGGAAAAGGAACAACUUCGUCAAUCACUGGAGCAAAAGCUCAGUCAGACCAUUGCGGCGUUGACGAGCGAGAAAGAAGCAUUUGAGGCUAGUGCGAGGGAAAGAGAGAAGAAACUCCUGCUAGCCAGGGACCAACUGAUACUGCAACAUGAUGAGGCCAUGCUGAGGGCAGAGAACGACAAACAACAGGCUCUACUGAUGGCGCACCAGGAACACCAGGCGUUGAUCGAACGUCUGGAAGAAGCGAAACGAAUUCUGUCAUGCGAACAGAACAAGCUGGAACGAGUCAAGAGAGACGCUCAGGCUAGGUUCGAACACGACAGGAACCAUAUCAACCAGCUGAAGGAUGACCUGUCAGCCUUGAAGACCAGACUAGAGGAAGCCAAAGCCGCAGCGGAAGACGAAUGUGUCCGUUAUGAGAACAGAAUUAAGGAGAUUCAUUUGGAGAAAGAAGGAGUUAACCGGGAACUUCAGGAAACUAAGGCGGCGCUCUCACUGGCGGAGGAUAAAUACGACGGGGCGUACGGACAACUGCAGGACACCUUGCGGAAAUUGAAGGACUUGGAAAAUGAAUCGGAAUGUCUUCGCAAGGAUUUGACGGAUGUGCGACGCCAACUGAGUCAAUGUAGCGCUGAAAGAGACAAAUAUAACAGCGCUUGUAGAGAGCUGAGAGAUCACGUGAAGAGAGCUGAACACGAGAGGAGGGAGGCUGCGAGGACCAGGGAUGAGGCGUACCAGAGAAUCACAAGUUUGGAAGAAAACCGCACAACCCUAGAGCUGGAACUGUCUCGCGUGCAGACCAUGUUGAAGGAGUCUGAGAGUGGCGGGGAACAGAGCGAGAGGGCGCUGAAGGCGGCAGAGACGCAGCUGAAGAGGGAGAGGGCCGCCCUGGAACAGGCGCAGCAUGACAUUAAGGAACUACAGUCCAGGCUUCAGAAUAGUAACGAGGAUCGGGAGCGUACCUCGUGCGAGGCGGGCGCCGCCCGACGUCAUGCCGCCGAGCUCGAGGCCACCCUGCAAUCCGUCCGCGGAGACCUGGCACACGCCAGGACACGAGCUGCGGGGCUGGAAGACGCGCUCAGGGACAGGGAACAGGAACUAGUGCUGCGCCUCGAAGACUGCAGGUCCAAGGAGCGCAGGUUGGAGGAGCUGAAACAUAACCUGGAGGUGUGUCUGGCGGACGCGACGCAGCAGAUACAGGAGUUGAAGACCCGCGUGGGCGCCAGUGAGGGUCGUUGCCGCGCGUUGGAGGCGUCUCUCUCUCAGAGCGAGUCCAGCCGGCGCGAGGUCGAGGCCAAGCUGUCCACGGUCGCUCACUGCUUGAAGAGAGUCUGCGGACUCCAGGCCGAUGGCAGCCUCCAGACGAGAAGACGCCUCGCCAGCCCCUCCAGGAAGUACAGCCCGCACAGAGGUCGCGAUCAUUCUGAGGAUAGAAAUGAAGUCAUAGACGUGGACCCGGAGAUGAUCAAGAAGGGAGUCAAGAAUCUGAUGCACGAAGUGUGUCAGAUCGAACGGGAGAGGGACGACUGUAAGGCUCAGCUGUCAGUUCUGAAGAAACAGCUGAAAGAAGCGACGGAGCAACAAGGGAAGGGCGAGGGAAAAGUGCAGGCACUGAACAACAAUCUGAGAGGAGUUCAGGAGGAGAAAGCCAGACUACAGGCGACGCUGGGCCAGAGAGAUGUUCAGAUAACGUCCUUGAACGAGGUCGUGCAGACGAAGACGGUUGAGGUCAGCAGUCUCCGCGACAAGAUCACCAGCUUAGAGGCGACGCUCGCAUCCCUCACGGAGGAAAAACUACACACCGGGAACAAGUCUGAAAGCCUCCGAGCGCAACUCGCGGAGAGAGUGCAAGAGGUCGCUCAGCUGCGGGAGGCUCUCACCGCCGCUGAAGCUCGUGCCUCCCGGCUGGACGUGCGUCGCGCUCAGUUGGAGGGAGACGUGCAGAGAGCCGGCGCCGCCGCCAGGGAGAGGGAAUCCGCACUCAAGAAACUACAAGAGCGCAUAGAUGGCUACACCCGCACCAUAGCUUCCUUGGAGGACAGGUGCACUUCCCUGAAGGGUACCGUGGAACAGCUCUCCACGGCGCUCCAGAAAGCAGCCACAGCGGAGUCUGAACUGAGAACAGAACUGGCCAGGACACAGCGACUGCUGAGCGACGCUAAGAACAAUGAAAAUAAUGUGACGGAUAAGAUGAGACAUAUGCAGAAGAGUAUUGCCAAUUGUGAGAACGAACGUCGCGUCCUGGCUGAGAAGCUUGAGAGUGCGAAGGCGGCUCUGGCUGAGAUGAAGAGAGUCAACUGCACGCUGGAAGACCAGGUGCAUAGACUGACGAACCAACUCAGCAACGUGGAAGCGCAGAGGGUCGAUCUAGAGUCUCAGUUGCGUAUGGCGGCGUGGGACGGCAAGGAGAGUCACGACGGAGAGUUGGAGAGAGAGUUGCAUUUAUUACAGAGGGAGAGAUCAGAGUUGAAGAGCAAGAACGACGCAUUACAGGACGCCGUCAGGAAACUAGAGGCGGAGAGAAGAAGACCCGCGCUCAGGAGCAAGAGUCAUGACAGAAACGACAAGAAUUACUUCUCAUCCGAUAUCGAUUCUGGCGCAGACUCUACCAAAGACGUUCUCCUGUAUAAGGAAGUCCCUUGCAAGGACAGGUCCUACAGCGAGCUGAGUCUCCUUGAAUUGGAGAACCGCGAGCUGAAGAUGAAGAUCAGGAGACUGGAGAAGGAACUCGCUGAUAAGGAGUCAGAGUUGUCAAUGGCUCGCAACAGAUAUUACUCGGAUCUGUCCUCAAACAACGUUCAAGACGCGGACCAGUACCGCCAGGCCGCGAUCCAGGCCGAGAGACUGUUGGAGGCGAGGGAGGCCAGCCACAGACAACAGAUCAUGAGGCUGGAGAACCAGCUGUCUCAGCUCCGAGCCCAGCUGUCGAGUGAGAUCCGUCGUCGUCAGGCGUACGUAGCUCGCAGCGGCCGAGCGGCCAGAGACGUCCAGAGACUCAGGACUGCACUAGGAGACUCACUGAGAACCGUCUCACAGGACCCCGCUCUGGACUCCUACAAACUGGAACAUGAAGCUCGCAAGCUGGACAACACUCUGACACAGAGCCUGCCACCUCUCAACGACAGUUAUGAGUCCUCCAAAUAAACAGACCCACAACAUACAACCGAUAUUUCAGAUAAUUUUCUACUUAUACUGCUAUAAAUGUGUUAAAAUUUUACAAAUUUAAUUCAAUGUAUCUAAAGUCUUUGUACAAUCAUUGAUAUCAAUUUUAUUAUUAAUAUUGGUGGAGCAUGACGCUGAUGAGAUUCAGAUAAGAUUGUGUUUUGGUUAUUUAAAUCCUUUAAAUGUCAUAUAGGUAGUAAAUUAUGGUCACUUUGUACAAGUGUAACUUCUACUCAUUAUAUGCAAGGUACAUGCACCAGUAGGUUGAAUUUUUAAUAUAUAGAUAUAUAAAAAUAAUGUUAGUCUAUCCAGCCCUUACUGUUCUACACUUUGUAGAAUGGCUUGAGAAUGACACUUGAGAUAUGUAGGUCAUGUUUACUUAAGUGUGCUCUGAAUGGUUUUGAAAAUUAAAAAAAAUUAAUCCCAGCAUAAAGGUAGGUAUCAUAUGAUUUUUAACUCCAAACAGUAAUUUUAAGUUUUGACAGCUGUUUUAUAAAAUAUUUACUACAUUUAUAUAUAUAUAUAUAUAUGGUCUUGCAUUGUGUUCCAUGAGACAUGUUAAUCGUGAUUCAAUGAUUCACAAGCCAAUGCUAAGGUCAAUUCGCGAGCCGGAAGUUCUCGGAAGCGAUAUAUUUUUAGGUGACUCAACUUGUCUCGUCAGUGAGAAUUUGUUUGAAUAUAAUCCAUAAUAGAUUUAUGUUACAGCGAAUAUUAUAAUGAAUCCGACAAAGUGUUAUUUAAUAGUUAUUUUUUUAAGUUAUUUUCAUCUCGAUAUCUACCAAAAAAUGGUACGUUUUAUCAGUAUUAUGAAGCAUCCCACUUGAUUCCACUCGUGUGUAGGCGGCCUUCGAUGACCCUACUGUCGACACCCUCCAAUAAAAACGAAUAAGGCAAAUUGGAUGUGGGCUGAAGAUUCAUAUAUAUAAUAACUUCGAAAUUUUAACCUCACGUUACACACAUGGUUGUUUUAAUUAGACCUGUCUCUAAUUUUCCUUGUAAUAAUCGAGAAGGAUAAAGCUGUUAGUGGAAUAUUUCAAUGACGCUUUAAAUUACGUUUAUUGGAAUAAUUUACGUUCAUAUAAUUAUGAUGCAAUCGUUAGUCAUUUAAAUAAUAUUUUAAGUAAUUUAAUAUAUAUCUUAUAUUAUCACUGUGAAUUGUAAAAGUGCUCGGAUUGAGUCGAGACCCCAAUAUUUUCGACUGAUAACAGCCGUAACAUCCAGUGCACUGAUAGCGUCAGUUCAGUCGCCGUCCGAUGUUUUUUAGACGAACUUUUACUAUAUAGAUUUAUCAAACACGCUUUAAGUUAACCUUAGUUUUAUUAGUUUUCGGGUGAUUCGUGUCCCGCUGAACUAGAUCUAUGUACGAGACCUUGUUUCACACGAGGGAUGCGUCUUAAAUAUCCUAUGUAACCCGACUCUUGAUUUGUAACAUUAUAAUUAGAACGCUUGUUUUAUACGUAGUCGUUAGAGGCGUAUUCUGUUCAUUACCAAUGGACUGUGUCAAUUCUUAUGUUACUAGAAUGUCGACAUACGCCCGCCACGUCACUGCCAUUAUUUUUAUCAAUGUACAACUAGACAUAUGUCAUGUUUGAGACACGUUUUAUGAAUAUUUUAUACACCAGACGAAUCAAUAAAAUAGUUGUAGAAUAA